This is a messenger RNA of Lacerta agilis (Sand lizard), 6389 nucleotides long. RefSeq names its product grainyhead like transcription factor 2 (gene GRHL2). The coding region runs from base 633 to 2501 and encodes 622 amino acids. Gene Ontology annotation, molecular function: RNA polymerase II cis-regulatory region sequence-specific DNA binding; DNA-binding transcription activator activity, RNA polymerase II-specific. NCBI's taxonomy places the organism in Eukaryota, Metazoa, Chordata, Lepidosauria, Squamata, Lacertidae. Gene Ontology annotation, biological process: brain development; regulation of transcription by RNA polymerase II; neural tube development. Gene Ontology annotation, cellular component: nucleus. The transcript is spliced from 16 exons. The record is from RefSeq and is a predicted model, not a curated record.
CGUUCUCCAGCCAGCCAGGCCUCGCGUGCCCCGGCAUGGCUCCCGCACGCAGUCCGCCUCUGGGCCUGCAGCUUGCGAUCUCCCUCAACCAUUCCGGCGCCGCUUUCCCAACGAGGCGGCUUCGCUCGGCGUUCUAAGCAAAGGGCCUUACCUGAGCGCGCCUCUUCCAAUGGCUGCUCACCUGAGCGCCCGCUCGGCCCAAUCAGCUCGCAGCUCGUCCCUCUUGCCUUGUAUCCUUCAGUGAAAGAAUCCAAGUCCUCUUGGGAAAGUUUACCUGUAGGCGCCUUUUGGUUUUUGUUGCUUCCCGGCGCGGUGCCCUAAACGGCAGAGAGAGGGAGGGCGGGCAGGCGAGCCUAGCCAGUCUCCUUUCACAUGCGAGGGGCGGGCAGAAGGGGGCUUUACCUGUCCCACUCCUACCUCCGCGGCUGGCUGAGGGAGAAGUAAGAGGGGGGGAAGAAAAGCAGAAUUACCAGUAGCUCUGGUUCUGCCGUCCCGGGCGCUCGCUUGCUCUCGCUCGCUCGCUCACGCGCACACACGCACACACACACCUUUACCUGCACAGACUUGAAAGUCCAGUUUCACCAGAGAGACUGAGGCAUCUGGAAAAGGGGAGAGAGUUCAUUGGAUCAAACAUGUCACAAGAGACGGACAACAGUAAAAACCGGCUUGUGACUGUGGUGCCAAGUGAUGCUCCAUUCAAUACCAGGAGGGCCUACACGAGUGAAGAUGAAGCCUGGAAAUCUUAUCUGGAAAAUCCCUUAACAGCAGCUACAAAGGCUAUGAUGAGCAUCAAUGGGGACGAGGACAGUGCAGCUGCUCUUGGAUUACUGUAUGAUUAUUACAAGGUUCCCAGAGAUAAAAGGGUGUUGUCUCUUAACAAAGUGAGUGAUAAUCAAGAAGACCAGGAUAAAAGAAGUUGCCUUUCCACCAGUGAAGCUCAGAGCAACUUGGCCAGCGGUGGGGAAAACAGAGUCCAGGUUUUGAAAACGGUGCCGGUGAACCUUUCUUUGAAUCAGGAGCAGCUGGAGACUUCGAAAAGGGAGCAGUUCAGUUCCAGCGUAUCCGGAAGCCCGACUUCCAUUUCUGUGACGGGGGUGAUGGUGGUGAAAGCAGAAGAGUACACCCCUGUUUACGUGGCUCCAUCGGCACAUUACGCAAGGGGAGAAAAUGAGGAGCACCGGAGUGUUAUAUUUGAGCAUGCGCAUUAUGAGGUGCCCAGCAUCAUGCCCCAUUCAACCUACCUGAAAGACGACCAGCGGAGUACUCCCGAUAGCACUUACAGCGAAACUUUCAAAGAUGGAGGGGCAGAGAAAUACCGCAGUGGAUCUGUGGGGCCUGAGGAAUAUAUUUACGAACAAACAGCCAACACAUUCCGUUAUACUUUGGAAGCUACCAAAUCCCUGCGUCAAAAGCAAGGGGAAGGACCGAUGACGUACUUAAACAAAGGGCAGUUCUAUGCCAUAACUCUGAGCGAGACUGGAGACAACAAAUGCUUCAGACAUCCCAUCAGCAAAGUCAGGAGUGUGAUCAUGGUUGUGUUCAGUGAGGAUAAAAACCGCGACGAACAGCUGAAGCAUUGGAAAUACUGGCAUUCUCGGCAGCACACAGCAAAGCAAAGGGUCCUUGACAUUGCUGACUACAAGGAGAGCUUUAAUACAAUCGGGAAUAUAGAAGAAAUCGCUUAUAAUGCCAUAUCUUUUACUUGGGAUGUCAAUGAAGAAGCAAAGAUUUUCAUCACAGUGAACUGCCUGAGCACAGACUUCUCUUCUCAGAAAGGAGUCAAGGGGCUUCCAUUGAUGAUUCAGAUUGACACAUACAGCUACAAUAAUCGCAGCAAUAAACCCAUCCAUCGUGCCUUCUGCCAGAUCAAGGUUUUUUGUGACAAGGGAGCCGAGAGGAAAAUCCGGGAUGAAGAAAGGAAGCAAAAUAGGAAGAAAGCAAAAGGCCAGCUGUCGCAACCUCCGUGUAGUAACGCUGAAGGGAAACUGAGCACCGUCCCACUCCAGAAGAAGAGCGACAUCACCUACUUCAAAACCAUGGCAGACCUGGACUCGCAGCCGGUUCUCUUCAUACCAGACGUUCAUUUCGGGAACCUGCAAAGAACUGGGCAGGCUUACUAUAACACAGAUGAUGAGCGAGAAGGUAGCAUCUUGGCUAAAAGGAUAUUCCGGCCAGUAGAAGAAGACUUCAGCUCACCACCGCUGAAGCAAAUAAAAGAAGAAGGAACGAAAAGAGUGCUGCUUUACGUGAGGAAAGAGGCUGACGAAGUGUUUGAUGCUUUGAUGUUAAAAUCGCCCACUGUAAAGGGACUAAUGGAAGCGAUUUCUGAGAAAUACGGUCUUCCAGCUGAAAAGAUUACAAAGCUGUACAAGAAGAGCAAAAAGGGGAUUUUGGUAAAUAUGGAUGAUAACAUCAUUGAACAUUAUUCCAAUGAAGACACGUUCAUCCUCAACAUGGAGAGCCUGGGGGAAGGCUACAAGGUCACGUUGACGGAAAUCUAGCCUAGAUCAGAACGCAGCCUAGUGAAGUCAUAGCAUUUCACCCUCACCUUAAGGAAGGGGACCAUUCUUCUAAAGCCCUGAUGGCUCACGGAUGCCAAGAAGAGAGGCUGUUACAAAACUCCACUGGAAGCGAGGAAACAAAGCCCAGUUGUCAUUGACCACUCCGUUCAAGAUGAACUAACAUACCUCUACAAAGUUCCUUAUUUAUUGCUCCUCACGCUGCACUCUGUACAUAGUCAGCAGACCACGGACAUCGCCUCUCGCCCACCGCAAGGGAGAAACGGCGACUUUUUUUAAAAAAAGAGUUAAUGUGGAAGAAAAUGAAAUUGUGGAAUUGCAUUAGUUCGCCUGGGACUUAAUAGUUAAAAUUGAACCUUUCAAGAAUAAAUUGCUUGAAGAUUUGAUCUUCUAAUCCAUGGCAAGGAAAGUGGCCGAUCAUGUUCACUGGUACAAAACUACCAGCAAACAAAUGUGUAGGUUAGCCAUAUCCUUCCCAGCACAGGGCAAUUGAGGACUGUUAGUAAGGGACUUGGAUGGCAUGCCAUUUGUAAGUAAAGCACCAUCCGUUUUUAACCUUUGUAUAUAAUGUUUAUAAUAUGUAAUAAUAUAUUUUUCCUACCUGUGUGGAUGUGUUUACUGCCACUCUUGUUUCUAAUCCUGGGAUUAGAAGCUGUCAGGCGACUCUCGCUGAGGAGAGAGAUUCUGCCAUUAUCUAUUCAGUGAUGUUUCCAUACCUUUUCUUGAGUGGCUUCUGCAGCAUCCGUAUUAGAACGUUAAAAUUCUCCUUCCAGUGGCACAUCUGACAUUUGCACCACAAGCUUGUGGUUCUCGUUCACCCUCCUGUGCCCAUUUCUGUGCAAGGACACUGCAUUGUCUUCCAAUUUCCAAAUUAUUUGUCUUCCGGUUUCUGAAAUAUUUAAACUUUCUUUGCACCCUUGGAUUUCAUCCUUUGGUCUUCUGCAUCCUUGUUGGAUGAGACCCUCCAUUUUCUGCAUGCAGCAAGAACUGAGACAGUGCCAAUACCACCAACACUCUCCUCCCUCCAUUGCCUGCUUCCGAUUCUGACAUUGAGCUUUCAGAAGAUAUAUCUCCAUUCAGCUCACCUCUUCCUUGGGAGCCUCUGGCAAACUGGAGCCAAGCCUAAACUGAGCCAGAAGGUCUUUUUAUUACUAUUAUUUAUAGCAAGUCAGAAAAACAUGAAACCGUAGAGCUGGAGGUCAUCGAGUCCAGCCUGUUGCUCACUGCAGGAUCUGCGGGCAGCUUGCAAGGUGCAACUGCGACAUCUGCAACAGAUGGACGUCUUUGCUUCUAUCCUCCAGCAAAGGAGAACCCACCACUUCCUGAGGCAGCCUGCUCUGCAGCUUCUCCUAUUAGGAAGCUUCUUCGAAUGUUCAGCUGAAAUCCAGUUCCCAACAAUUCCCACCCGUUGCUCCUAAUCCUGCCGUCCGGAGCAGCAACAGAGUUCAACUCUGCUCCCUCUUCUUCAUCACAGCCCUUCAGGUAUUUGAAGACAGCCAUCGUCUUCCCCCCCCUUAAUAGGUGGGUGGAUUUGGUUCAGCAAACACCCUUCGAGACCAGCUGAGCAGGUGCUUGCUGGUUUACCUUUUAUUUCUUAAAUGAAAUCAAUGAAUAGCCAAUAUCCCCAUUUGCACAAUGUACAAAUUUCAGGCACAGAUCUGGGGGUGCAAUCCGCAUGCAUGUGCACUGCGUGAAUGGUGCCAAGAAAGGGAAUCUGGACACCUCUGGUCAUGAUGGGAAUGGGUGACAUGUGCCUGAAGAGGUAUCUUUGUAUCCCUCCCAUCCCCAGAAGAGCCACUCUAGGGAACUACAUCCCUACAAUCCCAGGAAUCCAAACAGGCAGGGGAGUUUUGGUGCAGUUGAAAAAGGAUGCAGCCUAUGCUCCCAUGCCCUGGUGACUCACCUCAGCUUCCCUUCCCCUUGUUCAGCUCCUUUACUCUUUGCUGUCUUCUUUCCCUGCCCUUCUGACACUCCCCCAACCCACCUCAUCCCUGGUUGCCAUUCCCUUGCCCAUUCAACUUCCCAGGAGUUGUGGCAGGAAUGGAAUAAAUUUCUUGGAUGAAUGGAUCCUCUGCUCAUUUUGUUGAACGUCCUUGUGCCCGCUGAUGGGUCUCGCUAGAGUGUAAAUGUAAAAAUGUACAUACGCCUCCCUUGACUUUGGUCUGAAUGUACAUAUUAAGUCCUGACUCUGUAGACUUUGUUAUAUGAUCAUAUUACUCAGCCUGUCUUAAUCGGUAUGUAGUAGACAUUUUUUUCAUUGCACUUCCAUCAACGGGGCUGCUGGGAAUGGCCAGAGCUUGGUAGCAAAAUGUGGUUUGCUUGCAUAAGGUCAAAGAAUUGAUUGCCACUAUUUCCAGCAGUGCUUCUUACUGAAACCCUGGAGAGUUGCUGCCAGCCAGUGUUGGUCAGCCUUCUUCAACCAGCUAGGAAUAAUAGCACUUGCAAUCCAACAACAUCUGGGGGCCUGAGGUUGAGGAACUGUAGAUACUGAGCAGCUGGAUGUGGCCUGACUCUGUUUAAGGCGUCUUUAUAGCAACCCUGAGAUUAUGAAAUAGUAAUCUGAAAUGAAGCCCCUGUAAUUCGUUUAUUAACUUUGGGAAGCAAAUAUGGAAGUUCAAGCACUUCUUUGAUUGGGACAGUCAGAGCUUCAAAGAGUGAGGUUCCUUGCUCAAGUAAGACUACAGCAAAAUGGUGUUGUGGAGAUGAAUGUUUCUUAAAAGGUUUCUGGUAUGUAAAUUAACUUGACCUAAAUUUCAGGAGUGUUUGCUUCUGCCAAUGCUCUUUUAGCAGCUUAGUCCUUUUCUAUUUCUUCAAAGUUUCAAAUGUUACAGGAAAAAUGCCAAACAUCGCAUUAUGAGAUGCAUGCAUUUUUUUUAAAAAAACAAACAAACUGUUUUGUUCAAUGGUUUUAAGGUCAAUUCAUUUUGGUCACAAUAUUGCAUUUCUGAGUUCUACCAAUAUUGAUUCUUAAAGAGGGAGAGGAGCCAGAACAGUUGUCCUAAAUCUGCACGGUAUGCAAAAUGCAUGAGAGAAUAAACACCCUCUUUAUUUGUGUAUACUUGCAUAAGCAUGUAUGUCCCUUGUAGUCAUGUGAAGCCAUGCUGACUGAUAUAUCUGAAGUGAAUAACAUGCUGAUUUAGCAUUGCUUCAGAAUCAAUUGAGCUUACAGAGCCAUUUUUACAGCAAACUGAUAAUUCACUGCCAAACUGCCUGGCAGGGUGAAAAUCAAGAAUUGCAUUCUUCUUCUUCUUCUUCUUCUUUAUGCCCAUCAUGGAGUGAGGUGAUAGGUAAAAUUGCACCUGUUGAACAUCUCUUGGUGGCUGGCAAAGGCACAGCUCCCAAUGUUCUACGUAACCAUGGCGUUGCCAUGCAACCCAGAAAGAAAUGAUAACUUACCCCUUCUGUUCUGUGGUUUAUUUAGCACUUAAGCAUAAUGAGUAUUCCAAAAUAAUCUAAAAGUGGGCUUUCAGAUUUUGUUUUGGGGAGCCAAUGGGAUCCCUUAGAAGCUUGGGUAUCUUCAAGCAGUCCCCAAGGGCCGUUUUCAGUGGCUUUCCUUCCAUUACUGGUCUUCUCAAACAAUGGGUAGCCUUAGAGGAAUAUCAGGUGUGCUCAAGGGUUCGCUCUCAGAUCACUGGCCUCAGAACCAUUUACUGGUGUUGAGGGGUAAAUGUUCAUGAGUACCUUGGCAUGCCAGACAUUUUAGAAAGUGUAUUUCUAAAGGUGAAAAGUUUGAAGAACGCCACAUAACAAAAAUCACCCUUACUGCUAUCUUCUGAAAUAAAGCUCUACUGUGCCUAUCUUUUGAGACUGGGGCUUUAUCUAUCCAGAGAAGGUGCAGAGAAAUAUUGUAUUUAAUGAGUUUAGCCCUCU